AUGUAAUGAGACGCUGCGGAACUGGUUGAGCGUCAGAGCCGCUGAGGGGCUGCUAAUGUUAUUGUUGUUGUUGUUGUUGUUGUUAUUGUUGUGGCUAAAUGUGAUGCUGCUACCCUCUGUGUCCGGAUCCCAUGAAAUCGCGUUCAACAUCACAGACAUGGUCUUCCGACUGUCAUUGUGUCUGUUCAACUGAAGCUUUAUGAUUCCGCUCGAGUUUGGGAAGAAAAACGCAGCGAGAUGCCGCAGAAGACGCUGGGCUCCGUGGUGGGGCUCCUAUGCACAGGGGCGUGUUUGGUUGAGGGGAAGGAGUUUUGUUUCGGUGUGAACAAUGAACAAUACAGAUGUGACAUGGGCUACUGCUGCGGAGAGACCGAGUGCUGCACAUACUAUUACGAGCUCUGGUGGUUCUGGCUGGUCUGGUCCCUCAUCAUCCUGCUGAGCUGCUGCUGUGCGUACAGACACCGGCGAGUGAAGAUGCGUCUGCAGCAGGAGCAGAGACAGAGGGAGAUCAGUCUGAUGGCGUAUCAGGGAGCAUCCAGCGCCUUCAUCACUCCUCCUCUUCCUCUUCCUCCUCCUCCUCCUCUCACCCUGCGCUUCUGGACGGACUGUAAGCUGCCCGACUACGAGGAGGUGAUGGCUCACCCCCCCACGCCUCCUCCACCCUACUCUCCUCCAGAGACACAGGAGACCCAGGAGCCCAGCGGCCGGCGCAGACACGUCACCGGAGACUCCGGCAUCGAGGUGUGUGUGUGUCAGCUGGACGAGGGCUCGGGGCCCGAGGAGGAGGCUCUGUGUCAGGGGUCCGCCAGCUGUGGUCAGGACUGAGGAGACGGACUUCUGUGUAACCCCUCGCUUCCCUCUCACACACUGAACCAGAUAUACACACCACUGUUAGACUCUCACAGCUGCCCCGAGACCACACACACACACACACACACACACACACACACACACAGACAGAGCGAUGCUCAGACACACACACACACACACAGUGUAGUUUGUGCUGAGUGCUAAUAGAGCAGAUAAACACAGUCAGCUGAUCGUCUCGUGUCUCAUCGUGGCCUUAGCGGUUUCUCUCGGCUGAUGUAAAGAUGCGUGCCGUCCUGUGUGUGUGUGUGUGAGGGAGCAGUCACAUGACUCGUCUCUCUGAUUAGUGUUCAUUAGUGAAGCUCAGGUGUGAUCAGAUCAAGGGCUAAAAUCACCAUCAGAAUGUUUCCGCUUCGGUUUCACUGAAGGACGAUGACAUCCUCAAAACCUUUGGACUCCAGACCAAUUCCCACAACAUUUACAGACUGUGCCUUUCCCAGUGGAGAUCCAGACUAACUAAAGAACUAAAGAACUAGACUAUGCAAAAUCCCAGGCCUCUGUGAGCUGCAGUAAGGAGCAAUACUCGACUCGAGCCCUGUGUAAUCAGAGCGAACACCUUCACUGUGUUUCUCUCUUCUGUGUCCCGAGGUUUGUCUGUCUCCUAGCUGUUUUUGGAUUCAUCAGCGGUGUCCGGCGUCACGAUGAUUGUUCUGAGCGUCUGAAAUAUGAAGCCUUUGACAUCGAGCAGCUCCAAGUCUGUCGUCAAAUGUGUGAUUAAUGAAAAAGAGGUUUAAUAUCGAGCCAAAAACAGCGCAAACCAGUUCUUCUGUCGAGCCGUUUUACUGCAUACUCUUUAUAACAUUAGUGUACCGUAUUUACCUGAGUCUUCUGACGGUCCGUGAGGGUUUCUGAAGCAGCUGGUGAUGAAGAUGAUGAAGAUGAAGAUGAUGAAGCACUGAGAGCUGUGCGGUGUUUCUACAGUCGCUUCUUCAGCAAGACUUCUGAUGUGACUCUUUAGUCAUUUGUAUUUUAUUUUUGUAAUAAAAUAAUAAACCAGCUUUGGCACUGA
Molecule: messenger RNA, 1876 nt
Organism: Carassius auratus (goldfish)
Lineage: Eukaryota; Metazoa; Chordata; Actinopteri; Cypriniformes; Cyprinidae
Product: WW domain-binding protein 1-like
Exons: 4
Coding region: 238-825 (195 amino acids)
Source: RefSeq, a predicted model, not a curated record